AUGACAUCUCCGUGUAAUAUCUCUGCUAUCCCCUAUCCAGAUUUACCCGGUGCUUCAUUUCUCUCUGGAACAGCAGUACCAGUUCUAAACUAUACCGCCUCAAUCUUACCACUCAACCAAGGCUCCGCUGUCAAUAUCACUUCACUCGAUUUCUGUAAUGUAACACUGACAUAUACGCAUCCGGGUCAGAAUGAUACUAUCAAUGUCAAAAUCUUCCUGCCUUCAUCUUCAUCGUGGAAUGGUCGAUUUAUGGGAACAGGCGGUGGUGGAUUUGAUACCGGGGCCAUCGACACUUCUAUGACUCCUCCGGUGUCUGAAGGCUACGUUGCAGCUGGCACAGAUGGGGGACACUGUGUUGGCAACGAUAUUACCAAUCCCACUGCAUUUUAUGCCAGCGAUUGGGCGCACGUGUCACCUGGAAAUGUCAAUCUUUAUUUACUUCAAGAUUUUGCUUCGGUUGCCUUGAAUGAUAUGACGAUCAUUGGAAAGUCUGUUGCAGCUUCUUAUUACUGA
Botrytis sinoallii is the source of this 513-nucleotide messenger RNA. RefSeq lists its product as uncharacterized. Bases 1 to 513 code for a protein of 170 amino acids. Lineage: Eukaryota; Fungi; Ascomycota; Leotiomycetes; Helotiales; Sclerotiniaceae. The transcript has a single exon. The record is from RefSeq and is a predicted model, not a curated record.